This is a messenger RNA of Acanthamoeba castellanii str. Neff, 1257 nucleotides long. RefSeq names its product LIM domain containing protein. NCBI's taxonomy places the organism in Eukaryota, Discosea, Longamoebia, Acanthamoebidae. The record is from RefSeq and is a predicted model, not a curated record. Gene Ontology annotation, biological process: actin filament bundle assembly. Gene Ontology annotation, cellular component: plasma membrane; actin cytoskeleton. Gene Ontology annotation, molecular function: actin filament binding. The transcript has 4 exons. Bases 1 to 1257 code for a protein of 418 amino acids.
AUGACAGAGCAGGGGAGCAACAACAGCGCCAAGGGGGGCAAGCUCGCACAACUCUCCAUCUUUGAGGCCAAGGCCGACGUCGAUGAUGGCGGCGGCUCGACCAAGAAGACUGCGGCCCAGAGCGGGGGCGGGGCGGCGCGUUUCGUGGCGGCCGAGGGCGACAAGUGCGAGGUGUGCGCCAAGCGCGUCUACAUCGCCGAGAAGCUCGAGGCAUGUGGUGAAUGUAUUGUUGGGGGAUGGGUCCAGGCGGACGGGCGUAUAUUCCACAAGAGCUGCUUCCGGUGCGCCCACUGCAACGGGGCCCUCAAGCUGGGCACCUACGCCUCGCUCCAGGGCAAGUUCUACUGCAAGCCCCACUUCCGGCAGCUCUUUGCCCUCAAGGGCAACUACGCCGAAGGGUUCGGGGAGAAGAAGCCGCAGGAUGUGUGGAUGCGGGGCAAGGAGGGCGGCGAGGAGGAACCCGACGCCUCGGCGGCCACGCCGGCGGCAGCUGCCGGUGACGCGGAGGCGGAGCGGCGCCGGCGGGAGGAGGCCCAACAGGAGCGGGAGCGGCAGCAGGCGGAGGCGCGGGAGAGGGAGCGGGUGCUGAAGGCGGCGCGCGAGCGGGAGCGCGAGAUGCAGAAGCGGGACGAGGACGCCGCGCGGCAGAGGCGCGAGCGGGAGCGCGUGGAACGCGAGGAGCGGGAGCAGAACGAACGCAAGCGGCGCGAGGCCAGGGAGCGCGAAGCCGCCGCCGCCGCCGCCGCCCAACGCCAGCAGCAGCAGCAGCAGCAGCAGCAGCAGCAGGAGGCCAAGAAGAGCAGCGGCGACGAGGCCACGGCGGCGGCGAAGAGGAAUGCGGCGGCAGCGGCGGCAGUGGCCGAGAAGGAGCGCGAGCUCCAGAGGCGGGAGAGGGAGGUGGCGAGCCGCGAGCGGGAGCUCAAAGACAAGGAGCGCGAGCUCGAACGCCGGCAAGCCCAGCAGCAGCAGCAGCAACAGCAGCAACAGCAGAGGAGCCCCGCUACUACGAGUGGCGGCGCCAGCAGGAGGAAGGAGCAGGAGCUGGAGCGCAAGGUGCAGGAGCUGCAGGAGGCGCUGGCGGCCAAGGACCGGCAGCUCCAGGCCGCCAGGUCACCGGCAACGGCGAAGGUCUCGUCGUCGUCGGCACCGGCCGCUGUGCGAAGCGUCGGAGCGGGUGGUGGUCGCUGGGGCUGGUACGCCUUCGCCGUGGCGCCCUACGUCGUGUGCACCCUCUGGCUCGCCUACCUCUGGUCCUAG